AUGUCCGCCGGCAACCGCGGUUCCAGUAACCCCUCGCGUCGCAAACGCCUGCGCGAUGAGGAUGAGGAUGACGCUCUCUCAUCUUCUCCUGCCCUCCCCUCUUCGCCUCCAUUACUACCAAAUAACGAGAACGAUGACGAAGACGAUCUGGACGCUCAGGACGACCUUAUCGACGACAUUGACGAUGCCGAUGAAAUGGCAGAAGACGAAGACGGCAUCGAUCUCUUCGGCGAUAACUUCAUGAGAGACGAACGCGAACGCAGAGAGCAAGAUACAUACCAGGGCCGGAUGAUCGACGAUGAAGGCGACUACGCAGAUCUUGACGCGGCUACUAGACGACAACUAGAGGCGCGCAUGGACAAGCGAGACCGAGAACUUGCCAGCAGACGGCGUAUGCCCGCGGCGUUCAUGCAGGACGACGAAGAUGAUGCUGGUGUUGACCUCACAAAGCAACCCCGCCGCCGCCGUCACGCCUAUGAUGAGGACCAUGAGGAUAUGGACCUAGAUGACAACAUAAUGGAGGAAGAGCUCUCUCUUGAGACACUUCAAGACGUUAAAGCUUCCAACAUUGCCGAAUGGGUCAACAUUCCCGCAGUCACGCGAACCAUUACACGCGAAUUUAAGGCCUUCCUGACAGAGUACAUCGAUGCUCACGGGACUUCAGUUUACGGAACCCGCAUCAGGACGCUAGGCGAGGUCAACUCAGAGUCUCUGGAGGUCUCGUACGAUCAUUUGUCUUCCACUAAGGCCAUCUUGGCCUACUUUCUGGCGAAUGCUCCGACUGAAAUCCUGAAGAUCUUCGACAACGCGGCGUUCGAGGUCGUCCGUCUCCACUAUCCCAACUACGAGCUCAUUCAUCCUAAGAUACAUGUCAGAAUCUCGGAUCUUCCUGUACACUAUACACUGAGACAACUGCGACAAUCGCACCUCAACUGUCUCGUCCGUGUCUCGGGCGUGGUCACACGCCGGACUGGCGUCUUUCCCCAGCUUCAGAUGGUUCGAUUCACUUGCGGCAACUGUGGUGUAACAUUGGGGCCUUUCGCGCAGGAGUCGACUUCAUCAGAAGUAAAGCCUACGUUCUGCUACGGAUGCCAGAAGCGGGGCCCAUUCACCCUUAAUACCGAACAGACCGUCUACCGCAACUAUCAGAAACUCACGCUCCAAGAAUCUCCUGGAACUGUCCCAGCAGGACGCUUACCACGUCAUCGGGAGGUUGUUCUGCUGGCUGACUUGAUUGACAAAGCCAAGCCAGGCGAAGAAGUGGAGAUUACUGCUAUCUACCGUAACAAUUACAGUGGACAGCUCAACAACAAAAACGGGUUUCCGGUCUUUGCUACCAUGCUGGAAGCCAAUCACAUCAUCAAGACUCAUGACCAGCUGGCUGGCUUUAAGCUGACGGAGGAAGAUGAGCGACAGAUCCGUGCACUUGCCAAAGACCCUCAGAUUGUAGACAAGGUCAUCGAGUCAAUCGCACCUUCCAUCUACGGCCACAAGGAUAUCAAGACUGCAGUAGCAUUGUCGUUGUUCGGUGGCGUCAGCAAACAGGCUCAGGGCAAGAUGAACAUUCGAGGCGAUAUUAACGUGCUGCUUCUCGGCGAUCCGGGUACAGCUAAAUCUCAAGUCCUGAAGUACGUGGAGAAAACAGCCCAUCGUGCUGUUUUUGCAACUGGCCAAGGAGCGUCAGCUGUCGGUUUGACCGCUUCCGUCAGACGGGACCCUUUGACAGCUGAGUGGACACUCGAGGGCGGAGCUCUUGUGCUUGCUGACCGAGGAACAUGUCUGAUCGACGAGUUCGACAAGAUGAAUGAUCAAGAUCGGACCUCGAUCCACGAAGCUAUGGAGCAGCAGACGAUAUCAAUCAGCAAGGCAGGUAUUGUCACCACACUCCAGGCUCGUUGUGCCAUUGUGGCUGCAGCCAAUCCCAUCGGCGGUCGCUACAACAGCACUAUUCCAUUCAGCCAAAACGUCGAGUUGACCGAGCCUAUUCUGUCACGUUUCGAUAUUCUAGUUGUCGUCAGAGACACUGUCGAUCCGGCGGAGGAUGAGCGUCUUGCCAACUUCGUUGUCAACAGCCACGGCCGUGCUCAUCCAAACCAGUUGUCGGUUGAUGAUGGCGACACAGCUGCAAUGGAGACCGAGGAAAAUACGGUCAACAAUGGCGAACCAGAGAAAGAGGGCGCCAUUCCACAAGAGCUCCUGAGGAAAUAUAUCCUGUUCGCACGCGAGAAGUGUCGACCCAAGCUCUACCAAAUCGAUCAGGAUAAAGUGGCCCGCUUGUUCUCGGACAUGAGGCGAGAGUCACUGGCCACCGGGGCUUAUCCUAUCACUGUCCGUCAUCUGGAAGCGAUCAUGCGCAUUGCUGAGGCAUUUGCAAAGAUGCGCUUGUCCGACUUCUGCUCAUCGCAAGACAUCGAUCGUGCUAUCGCAGUGACAGUCGACUCCUUUGUCAGCAGCCAGAAGGUUAGCGCAAAGAAAGCACUUGCAAGAGCGUUCGCCAAGUACGUAAUAGUCCUACUCCAACCUCGAUCCGGCUAA
Cyphellophora europaea CBS 101466 is the source of this 2535-nucleotide messenger RNA. RefSeq lists its product as uncharacterized. NCBI's taxonomy places the organism in Eukaryota, Fungi, Ascomycota, Eurotiomycetes, Chaetothyriales, Cyphellophoraceae. Gene Ontology annotation, cellular component: nucleus; MCM complex. The record is from RefSeq and is a predicted model, not a curated record. The transcript has 3 exons. Gene Ontology annotation, molecular function: single-stranded DNA helicase activity; single-stranded DNA binding; ATP binding. Bases 1 to 2535 code for a protein of 844 amino acids. Gene Ontology annotation, biological process: DNA replication; mitotic DNA replication initiation; double-strand break repair via break-induced replication.